Molecule: messenger RNA, 2313 nt
Organism: Cucurbitaria berberidis CBS 394.84
Lineage: Eukaryota; Fungi; Ascomycota; Dothideomycetes; Pleosporales; Cucurbitariaceae
Product: acetyl-CoA synthetase-like protein
Exons: 1
Biological process (GO): secondary metabolite biosynthetic process; amino acid activation for nonribosomal peptide biosynthetic process
Cellular component (GO): cytoplasm
Molecular function (GO): catalytic activity; phosphopantetheine binding
Source: RefSeq, a predicted model, not a curated record
AUGUCCUCGUCACUAGGGUCAGCCCUAGCCUUCUGGCAAGCUCAAUUCAAACAACGACCUCCGACUCUUCCAAUGUUACCAUUCGCUACCCGGGGAUUUCGGAAUCCUGAUGCAAUCCCAGCAUUCCACCGCUUCGAGGCUGUUCUUCCUACAGAGGAUUCAAUGAACCUUCGAUUCGCGUCCAUGAACCUCAACCACACGGAAAUGCAUUUCGGACUAGCCGCAUUGCAAGUCCUUCUCAUGCACUUGACAGGUGCGGAGGACUUCGUAAUCGGCAUCGGACGGACUGUCGGCAACAAGAGCGAUGUGAUGCCCGUAAGAUUCAAGGCUGACCUAGAAAAGUCGUUUGAAGAGCUACUUGCGCUUACCAAAGAGACGCUAAGACGAGUAGGGCGAUACUUGCACGUUCCAGUCAAGUCAUUGCUCUCUGCUCUAGAAGUCUCCAGGCAAACUUUGCUUCAUCAAGUCACCUUCGACUGGCUACCGAACUCGAUUCAUGGGUCCCAGAGCAUGGACAUGUACUUUCAACAUUCACAAGAUCUGGUCUUGCUAGUCCGAGAGGACGACCAUCGUAACCUGCGGGUAUCUGUUGCAGUUCAGGAACAUGUCUUCGAGAAAGAGCACGCACAAUUGAUUGCAGAAAUAUAUAUUAAGUUGCUAGGCAGCUUGGCCAUCGGGUCUGAAGGCGCACUCUGCGCUGUAGACAUCCUAGGGCCUAGAAUACGAGAAAGGAGUCGAAAUCUUGGAACAGGACCCCAUGUCGAAUCUUCCGCGGAAAGCAUCCUCAUGCAGAUAUCGGAGGUCACCGAGAAGGUGCCCAGUAGAGUCGCUGCAGAAGACCAAUACGGCAAUCAAAUUACGUAUAUCCAACUUGUGCAGCGAGCCAUAGCCAUUUCGACAGUAUUACAAGCCAAUGGUGUCACGAAGGCAACGCCGGUAUGUGUGCUUGGCUCGCCAACCAUCGAUUUGCUCUGCGGAAUUUUGGCGAUUUGGUGUGCUGAAGGAAUAUAUGUGCCACUAGACUAUCACGAGUCUGUAAAACACAACAGCGCUAUUGUCGACAACUGUGGAACCGAUAUUUGUCUGGUUAGAAGUCCACGUUUGGUUCAGUAUGCCCAAUCUAUCGGUCUGCGUACCACACUCAACUGCCCCGAUCUGCAGUUUAUUGAAGGGGUCCAAACUAUCGACAAAGUGAUGCCCAAUGAUGUUGCUGUCGCACUACAUGCGCCCGCGUCAGACAAAUCACCCAAGGGCAUCAUGCUAACGCAUGGAAAUCUCAUGAGUAUGGUUGCCGCUGCGAAAUACUACUUUGAGGUUGAGCACCCCGUCGUACUACAGCACACCAACUGGGUAUACGACCACUCCCUCUUUCAGAUACUGUUCGCCCUAACGUCUGGAGGCAAGCUUGUUCUUGCGCCUACUCCUGAAGACCUCGCAGAAGUUCCGAAAGUUAUAGCGCGACAAAAGGUUACAGUCACUGUUGCCACACCCUCCGAGUACUCCAUGUGGUUCCAGUCGAACUCCGAUGCCUUGGAAAGUUGUAGUUCCUGGAAACUCGCAUUUUGUGGCGGAGAGAACAUGACGUCAAGUAUGACUCGACACUUUGCCGCGCUUGGAAACAACAACCUAGAGCUCGUCGGCAUGUACGGUACCACUGAAACCUCAGUUGUUUGUUCCAUGGGCGUAGUAGGCUAUCGUGAAUAUGCUGCAGAGUCUGAGGGGAAGUUAAUCCCCGUCGGCCCGGCUUUGCCAAACAAUGUUGUUUGGAUUGCAGAUCAAUAUGGACGGCCAAUACCGCCUGGUUGGAUUGGAGAGAUAUGGGUGGGAGGCUCGGGAAUAAGCACAGGUUACUUCGGGCCUGACGUCGACGACGACAUGUUCUGCGUCGAUGAUGAGACGGGCGUGAGGUCAUUCCGAACUCUCGACAGGGGGUUCCUCAACGAUAGGGGAAUACUAUUCGUGGUAUCUCGAGACCAUGAUAACUCAAACGUCCAGCUUCGAGGCCACUUCAUCAAUCUGAACGACAUCGCUCGGGCCAUCAUUGACCAGUCAAAUGGUAAGAUAGCGGAGGCAGUCGUCAUUCUGACCCAGGAAGAUGAGCCACAGGUACAGGUUUUCGUUGCUUUGUCGAGAGCCCCCACCGCUGAGUCGCCGCGAUAUCUACAGGCUAUGCUUCGCAGUCUCAAUCUUCCAAGCUUCAUGCGCCCAUCACGCGCCAUCGUUAUUGAAGCGCUUCCGCUUACGCCAGCGGGGAAGAUUGAUCGAUUUGCUCUCCAGACAAGGAUGUAUCCAGAUACACAAAUUAUUCAGAUU